This is a messenger RNA of Neoarius graeffei (lesser salmon catfish), 3009 nucleotides long. It is a transcript of the gene jmjd6, whose product is annotated as jumonji domain containing 6, arginine demethylase and lysine hydroxylase. The coding region runs from base 246 to 1454 and encodes 402 amino acids. NCBI's taxonomy places the organism in Eukaryota, Metazoa, Chordata, Actinopteri, Siluriformes, Ariidae. Gene Ontology annotation, cellular component: cytoplasm; nucleus. The transcript is spliced from 6 exons. The record is from RefSeq and is a predicted model, not a curated record. Gene Ontology annotation, molecular function: histone H4R3 demethylase activity; P-TEFb complex binding. Gene Ontology annotation, biological process: phagocytosis.
AUUGUACCUGCAAAUAUUUACAUGUUUACUGGUUAAAGGCGCAGUGGAGAAAAAUUAUUUUUAAGCUAUUGCUCAGCAUCAGCUAAAGUUUCGACAAGGUUGGAUAGAUUUAUGGGCGUGGAAACAGAGCCCAAAAGCCACGCAUGCGCAGAAUCGCUAAGUAGCACAUGUCGGUAGGUAGCACAAAUCGACAGAACACCUGCUAACCACUGUUUUGGAGACUCCGCUUGAAACACCUAGAAGGAAUGAACCACAAAAGUAAGAAACGAAUCAAAGAAGCGAAACGGAGCGCAAGGCCUGAACUAAAGGAUUCACUUGACUGGACAAAACAUAACUACUUCGAGACUUUUGAUCUUUCGCACCGGACAGUGAAGGACAGUGUGGAGCGGGUGGAUGCCCUGCACUUGAGCCAAGAAGAGUUCAUUCGACGCUUUGAGAAGCCCUACAAGCCUGUAGUCCUCCUUAAUUGCCAGGAGUUCUGGCCUGCCCGGGAGAAAUGGACCCUGGAACGCCUGAAGCGCAAGUACCGUAACCAGAAAUUCAAGUGUGGGGAAGAUAAUGAUGGCUACUCUGUGAAGAUGAAGAUGAAGUAUUAUGUUGAAUAUAUGGAGUUGACACGUGAUGAUAGUCCACUCUACAUCUUCGACAGCAGUUAUGGCGAACACGCAAAACGCCGCAAGUUGCUUGAAGAUUAUCAGGUGCCCCUCUUCUUCAGAGAUGAUCUCUUUCAAUUUGCUGGAGAGAAGCGCCGACCACCUUACAGGUGGUUCGUGAUGGGCCCUGCACGCUCUGGAACAGGCAUUCACAUUGACCCACUGGGCACAAGUGCAUGGAAUGCCCUGGUACAGGGUCAUAAGCGUUGGUGCCUAUUCCCCACACACACACCACGUGAGCUUAUCAAGGUGACACGAGAAGAGGGUGGCAACCAGCAGGAUGAGGCCAUCACCUGGUUCCGUGUGAUUUACCCACGCACACAGGUACCUUCCUGGCCUGCUGAAUUCAGGCCACUGGAGAUUCUGCAGCGCCCAGGGGAAACUGUCUUUGUUCCCGGUGGCUGGUGGCAUGUUGUCCUCAACUUGGAUACUACCAUUGCAGUCACUCAGAACUUUGCAAGUAUCACAAACUUUCCAAUUGUUUGGCAUAAGACGGUACGUGGGCGACCUAAACUCUCCAGGAAGUGGUACAGAAUUCUAAAACAGGAGAGGCCAGAUUUAGCUGCUUUGGCAGACAAGGUGGACCUGCAGGAGUCCACAGGCAUUGCUUCAGACAGCUCCAGUGACUCUUCCUCCUCUUCCUCUAGUUCUUCUGAUUCAGAUUCAGAGGCUGAAUCAGGCUCGGAGGGUGAUGCCAUGACUCACCGCAGGAAGAAGCGAAGAACCUGUGUCAUAAUGGAAAAUGGAGACCGCACAAGCCAAGAUGACUGUGUGAGCAAAGAGCGUAGCUCCUCGCGAUGACCUCCUUUCCCUGGUCCACUGGAUCUGUCACUUUUUAUUUCACUCUGGUUUACUGUCUGCUAAUGACUUAACUGGCACACACAAAAGGAAAAGUCCAUACUGUAUGUAUGUGGUAUUUGUUUGACAGGUUGAAGAAAAAAAAAUACCGGCAUAAGGAUUGUGUCUGUGGUCUUUGCAUAGUGACAGGCUGUACAGUACAUUCUUUUACUUGCCCUAUUGAUAGAUUCUUGUAUUGGGAUGAGUGUGGGAGAUGAACACAUCACUACCAACACUCUAUUUCACCGAAUCCACUGGAGACAGUUUAUGUGCAAUUUAGCAUUCUUUUGCUUCCCCUUUACUGAUUUAUUACUGUUCUAUAUAGUUAUGCCCAAGCUUUAUACCCUGUUACAGUUAAAGCUACAACCCCAAAUCAGAAAAAGUUGGGAUGGUACGCAAAUGUUAGUGAUUUUCUAAAUUGACUUCAUUUCAUAUAGUAUAAACCCAAAAUAUUUCCUGUUUUGUUCGGUCAACUUCAUUUUAUUUGUUAAUAUACAUCCAUUCCUGCGUGUCAGGUCUGCAACACCUUCCAAAAGAAAGGUGGGACAUGGGCAAUUUAGGUCUGGUAAUGUGAUAGUAGUAGUAGUAAAUUUUUUUUAUUAUUAUUAGUGACUUGAAACAGGUGAUUUUGUAAUCAUGAUUUAGUACAAAAUCAAUAGCCAGGAAAGGCCUAAUCUUUGAGGAGCAAAGGUGGGCUGAGGAUCUCCAGUUUGUCAACAAAUGUGUAAGGAAAAUUUAUUGAAAUUUGAAAAAUGAUGCUCCUCAAAAACGGAUAGGAAGGAACUUGUAUAUGUCACCCUCUAUGGUGUAUCAUAUAUAUAUAUAUAUAUAUAUAUAUAUAUAUAUAUAUAUAUAUAUAUAUAUUUUAAACGAUUCAAGGAAUCUGGAGGAAUUUUGGUGCAAUCUAGGUCAAAGAUUAUUUACGGAUCAUUUUUAAUUUCAAUUUCAGCAUAGUCCCAUCUUUUUUCUGAUUUGUGGUUGUAAAAUAACUACAUGAACAUUGUUGUUUGACGAGAUGUACCAGCCUGCAUGGCUGCAUUAUUGGAGGGUAUUCUUGUUGGAUUUUAUAUUUAAGGUGUUCUGAUGUUCCCUUUUUAAUAGAGGAAUACUCUAGUUUUUAAUAUCUGUACUGCAUCUGUAGUAUAUAUGCACACAAUUUCCUCUGUACUGAGAACUGAACCCUUCCUCCUACUGGAAAUCUAAAAGUAGUGGAAAAGUGUUAAUGUUUGUGAUGCAUAUUUGCAGAAUGGUGUCAGAAAUGCUUAAUAAAAACUUAAGGAAAGCAUAUUUGACCAGAAUGAGUGUUUUAUUAUAUUGUUUCACUGUUGAGAAAGUUGAGAACAGUUGUUGUAGUUUUAAGUUUGCAGUCCAGUCAAGUGUAAAAAACUGCUUAUAUGCUUCCAUUAUUGGUGAUCAAGUAAAUGUUUCCUCAUUUAAAGGGAAAAACUUCCUGUCAGGGAAAAUUGUGUGUAUGCUACAGAUGCAGUAAAUGAAGGUUGUUAAUAAAUGUUGCAAGAUU